GAAGAUUUGUUUCAAGUCCUUUGUUCUCCCGUGGUUUAGUUGACAACUUUGAGGAUAUGGCUUAUGAUAUAGGAUAAACAUACACUUUCUAGGUUUGAUUAUAUUUGGAACUCUAACUUGUAGAUGAUUUAAUAGUUGUGUCCUUUUAGUAUGAGUAAGGAGAAUUCGUGGCGAAAAUGGGAGGUUUAUGGUCGUGAAAGAUGUGAAACCAGCAUGUUUGUUAAACUUUUUAGCUUUUAGUUUGAGAAAAUCUGUUCUGGCUUGAAAGAAUUGGUCAAGUAGGGGAGAUAUUAGCUUCAGGUUUCGGAAUGGUGAGUCAUUUUGGUGAAUUGCUGGAGUUUGUUUUUGAAUUGACAGAUGAAGUAAGGUAGAUACGAAAACCGCAUGAAGAAAGAUCUGAAUUUCAACCAAAUCCUCAAGUUUCGAGCUGAAUGCCCACAGAAAUAAAGUAAACAACGCAACUCAAUACAAAAAGAAAACGAAAACAAGAUACGUAUUAGCUCUGAAAGGUAGAGUAGAAGUGGGCACAUGUAGGCAAUUGAUAGACUAGGUUUUUAUAAGCUAAUGCUGGUCGGUUUAUUCGAUUGUUUCCUGCACUAUAAUUCUAUUGCUUUAUUGACUUUAGCUUUGGCUGUAUGAUUCUAGUUUGUAUGGAUGCUUAAACCGUGGAUUGGUUUCUUAGGGUUGUUAGAGAAAGAGCACACAGAGAAACAAGGUGGAAUAUAUGACUUAAUGGUCAGUUCUCCUGAAAUCAAUGUUCUUGAAUAGUUGAGCAAAGACGUUUUCUCUAGUUCCAUGUCCAUUGUAAUUGCUGGAAUUCAUCUUUAUUCAGCUAUUUGAUUCAGUAUAAAUUGUUGAGAAGUGUUUUUGUUAGAGUUCAAGUUGUUGUAAAGUGUCCCUUAUAUUUUUGAUUGCAUUGAAGAGAUGGAAACUCCAGUGAAGUACAUGUGCAUUCUCGUGUUUGUUGUGAGUAUGACCAUUGCAGGGUUCAAUGGAGUGGAUGGAACUAGUAAUUAUUAUGGUCCCUGUGGGAAACAUGACAUCGAGAAGGAGGCUCAGAAGCUGGCUCCAUGUACAUACGCAGCGAAAUAUUUCAGAGCUCCUGUUUCCGAGCGUUGCUGCACGAUAAUGGAGAAAAAGCUCAACAAUCCAAGCUGCCUUUGCGCAAUUUUGCAAUCUCGUACGGUAUACAAUGCCGGAGUGAGGCCAGAAGUUGCUGUCACCAUUCCAAAACGCUGCAACAUUGCUGUUCGUCCUGUUGGUCACAAGUGUGGAGCUUUCCCAUUUGUUUAAGACUGACUCACAUAGUUCAUCUUCCUGCACUACACUACUCAAUUUUAGCAGUAAAAGUAUGCCGGGUUUUGUCAAAGUUGCUAGUCGAUAUAGUCGAUAAGCUUCACUAUGAAACCCUAAAUAAAAUUGUUAUUGUAUCUUUCAAUUAUAAGUGAAAGUGUAGUUGUUUCUUUGAAUAAUAAUAAAUGAAAGGUUAGGUAUCUUUGCAGACCA
Molecule: messenger RNA, 1506 nt
Organism: Gossypium arboreum
Lineage: Eukaryota; Viridiplantae; Streptophyta; Magnoliopsida; Malvales; Malvaceae
Exons: 2
Coding region: 925-1293 (122 amino acids)
Biological process (GO): systemic acquired resistance
Molecular function (GO): fatty acid binding
Source: RefSeq, a predicted model, not a curated record